CGAAGAGAGCGGCAGCGGCGCCUUCCCAUCCAGUGUUACCGGAAGUCGCGAGGUGGCGGCGGCGCUUUCACCAUGGAGACGGAAGAUGGCGCCUAGGGGCCGCCCGCGGCCCUCGGCGCCGCUGCAGGUGCUGCUCUUCCUCAACGGCUGGUACAGCGCCACCUUCUUCUUCCUGGAGGCCUUCGUCUUCGUCUACAAGGCGCUGCUGCUGCCAUACCCAGUCUCCAACCUGGCGCUGGACCUGCUCCUGCUCUUCCUCUACCUCGGCACCGAAGCCAUCCGCAUCUUCUUCGGCUCCAAGGGCAACCUGUGCCGGCGGAAGUUGCCGCUCUCCAUCGGGCUGGCCCUCACUGUCCCGGCAGCUGUGAUGGCAAUUUAUUACCUGCUGCUGCAGACGUAUGCACUUCGCCUGGAAGCCAUCCUCAGCGCCAUCCUCCUCCUCUUCUACACCCUGGAGCUGCUCCUGGGCAGCCUGGCGCUGGUCUCCUUCUCCAGCAGGAAUUCUUACUGAGAUCCUCUGCAGCACAGGAACGCGAGGAGACGGGGAUCCAGGAGUGCCGGCCUGGAGUCCCAUUCCAGAUGGGAAUCUUGUGCUAGGGUGGGGGUUCUCCACCAAGAUGCAGCCCCCGGG
This is a messenger RNA of Cuculus canorus (common cuckoo), 631 nucleotides long. RefSeq names its product transmembrane protein 216 (gene TMEM216). Gene Ontology annotation, cellular component: ciliary transition zone. The transcript has 5 exons. Bases 86 to 511 code for a protein of 141 amino acids. The record is from RefSeq and is a predicted model, not a curated record. NCBI's taxonomy places the organism in Eukaryota, Metazoa, Chordata, Aves, Cuculiformes, Cuculidae. Gene Ontology annotation, biological process: non-motile cilium assembly.